UAUUUUUAAAUCCUCUAAUCCCACCCAUUUGCACUCGCAGUGCGGUGCUUUGUGACAGCAAGUCACAGCGGAAUAGAACUUGAAUGAAUUCAGCUGAAGUUGAGGCAAGUUGGCCUCAAGACGCAAAAACAGAGAUAAACAGAAUAAAUACGGCCCCUAACUAUUAUGUUGUCCUACAUGUCACACCAAACUCUUCGGAGGCAGAUAUAAAGAGAAACUAUUAUAAACUUGCCAGAAUUCUUCACCCCGAUAAGUGUAAGGAACCUGGAGCUGAGGAUGCUAUGAAAACGGUGGCCUUGGCAUAUGACACCCUGACGUCGCCAAUCAAGAAGAGACUGUAUGAUUCUUAUAUGACUGACACUAAUAACCAAAGCGGAGAACACGUAGAAAGCUAUGCUGAGUGGGAGGCAAGACAAGGACAGGUUCAGUUACCGGCGUGGCUAGAACGGCUCUUAAGAAUAAGAGGUGUGAGCUGGAUAGUUCUAAUUGGUUUGCUCAUCUUGCUCAUUCCCUUGUUAAUAAUCGUCUUUUUGCUGAGCAUAAUAGCUUGGGUCCUUUGUAUGCCCGUAAAUUUCUUCAUACGUAUCUUCUUUCCUGAGAAAUACAGGAGAAUGCAAGAAGAGGCAAGAGAACAAGAAGAGCAGUUAGAAGCGGAACGUGCUGCUAUGAGAGCAGCCGCGAACGCUUGAAUAUUUUGUAGAAAGAAUAUGGUUCAUUUGCAAUAUGAAGUUUUUUUGACUGUUUGAAGGGGAAAAAUACUUUGCAUUGUCCAGAGAACAAUGGAAAACGAUGAAACCGCAAACAUAAAAUCUUUUUAAGUAUAUGUAAUUAUACUUUCCUAUAUUUGGUAUUUGAUGAUUCUUUUCACUGACAUAAUACUUUUACAAUAUCCUUGACAAAUACAGGAGUCGAUAAAUUUCUUCAGCGCUGC
Messenger RNA from Galdieria sulphuraria, 931 nucleotides. RefSeq names its product DNAJ heat shock family protein. The record is from RefSeq and is a predicted model, not a curated record. Lineage: Eukaryota; Rhodophyta; Bangiophyceae; Galdieriales; Galdieriaceae. Gene Ontology annotation, cellular component: endoplasmic reticulum membrane. The transcript is spliced from 2 exons. Gene Ontology annotation, molecular function: Hsp70 protein binding. Bases 84 to 689 code for a protein of 201 amino acids. Gene Ontology annotation, biological process: cellular response to misfolded protein.